AUUACAAUCUUACAAUCUUAAAUGAAGUAUUCAAAUAUUUUAAAAUAAAAACUUAACCAUUUGUUCACACACUUUAAGGACGAGAAGCAGGAUGUGCCAGAGGUAAAGGAGGCUCAAUGCAUAUGUAUUCAUCUAACUUCUUUGGAGGAAAUGGAAUUGUAGGUGCUCAGGUACCAUUAGGUGCAGGAAUUGCAUUUGGUUUAAAAUAUCUUGAUAAAGAUGACAUAUGCCUUGCAUUAUAUGGAGAUGGUGCUGCAAAUCAAGGCCAAGUUUUUGAAGCGUAUAAUAUUGCUAAAUUAUGGAAUCUCCCUGUAAUAUUUAUAUGUGAAAAUAAUGGUUAUGGAAUGGGAACGAGUGCUGAUAGGGCUGCAGCUUCCACGGAUUAUUAUACUAGAGGUGAUUACAUACCAGGUAUUUGGGUAGAUGGUAUGGAUAUUUUAGCUGUAAGAGAAGCAACUUUCUUUGGUGCAGAGUUAUGUAGAUCUGGAAAGGGUCCGCUAGUCAUGGAAGUUGCAACUUACCGUUACCACGGUCACAGUAUGAGUGAUCCUGGAACCAGUUAUCGAACCAGAGAAGAAAUUCAAGAAGUGAGACAAACUCGUGAUCCGAUCACUUCUUUUAGAGAAAAAAUAAUUACUGCCAAUCUUGUCACCAGUGAGGAAUUAAAGAAAAUUGAACAGGAUGUUCGUAAAGAAGUUGAAGAAGCUACAGAAGUAGCAAAAUCAUCUAAAGAAAUUCCAUUGGAAGAGAUGUUUGCAGAUAUUUAUGUAGAGCCUAUAAAACAAAAAAUCAGAGGAGUGACACCUUUUACAGAACAUACACACAAAAGAAUUUCAACACCAUUGAAUGCUAAGUGAUUCAGAUUAAUUUAACUUUAAUUAAUUAUGCAGAAGAAGAAAGAAAAUAUGUAAUUAGAAUGUAAAAGUUUUUUAUCUUUAAAAUGUCCAGAUGGAAACUAUUUAAAAAUUGUUUCUAUCUAAUUAAAGUGUUAUAUAUGUGAA
Molecule: messenger RNA, 1001 nt
Organism: Centruroides sculpturatus (bark scorpion)
Lineage: Eukaryota; Metazoa; Arthropoda; Arachnida; Scorpiones; Buthidae
Product: probable pyruvate dehydrogenase E1 component subunit alpha, mitochondrial
Exons: 5
Coding region: 117-857 (246 amino acids)
Molecular function (GO): oxidoreductase activity, acting on the aldehyde or oxo group of donors, disulfide as acceptor
Source: RefSeq, a predicted model, not a curated record